Molecule: messenger RNA, 3480 nt
Organism: Trichoderma citrinoviride
Lineage: Eukaryota; Fungi; Ascomycota; Sordariomycetes; Hypocreales; Hypocreaceae
Exons: 2
Coding region: 1-3480 (1159 amino acids)
Molecular function (GO): RNA binding
Source: RefSeq, a predicted model, not a curated record
AUGUCCGCUUCCAGAUCCGACCAUUUGGCACUCGGCUAUUCCGCGCACUCGGCCAGCCAGAACCGCUCCAACUCGCCGUCUGCCACAAACCCGUCAAUCGAUCCCUUGUCGGCCUCGACCAGGUCAGUCUUUGGCCUUGCCGGCGGCAUGAACGCGAGCGGCAUCAUGGGCAGCAGCGCGCGAUCCGGGGCUGGUUCUCCGUCGCACGAGAUGUCGGCUUCUAGCCGGCUCUUUUCCAAAAGGGCUCGCGAGAUUCAAGCCCAAGAGGGCGUCCCAGGUCUUCCUUUAAAUCUCUGGGGCGGGCCGCCGACGAGCGGAAACUCGACUCCUCUCCGAGAGAACAUCCCCGAAUCUCCCACAGACGGUUUUCCAGACUUCGUUCAGCUGCCUACCCCCGAGAGCUUGCCUCCGACUAGACGUGCUCGAGCUGGUACCGUGCCCUCACGAUUUCCCGGAGGAAUUGGCAACAACCUUCUGGCUGUACCUGGGGUGCCUGCCAAGUCUGCCCGCGUCACGCCCUCUCAAAGCCCCUUCAACAAAUCGCCGUCUCCCGGCAUUGAGCAGCCUGAGAGCAACAGCACCGGCACCGGCACCUCGACUCUCCUCUCCCGGCUGCGUGCUGGGUCUAUGCCACAGCGCAGUCCCUUUGCCAAUCUUCCCACUUCGGCUUCGCCUUUUGGUCCCUCAAUUUUCAGCAGCUGGAACCCAUCCGGCCUUGGCCGUGAGCGAGGCUCUACUCUUGCCAGCAUCGCGAGCGUUGGCUCCAACGGCCCGAGCUCGCCCGCCCAGUCUCAAUUCUCCCGUGAAGGCGGCGGUGAAUCUGAUGUGCAUAUGAGAACUUUGGAUUACCUUGGCCUUGCUGAAACUCCACAGCCCGCGAGAGCUCAACUUGCUACGCCGUCCUACCUUUCCCAGUUCGACAUGACUCGACAAAUCAGCCGCUUCCGGUCCUACUCCGUCAACAACAAGGACAAGUAUGCUGACGAUGAGGACGACUUCGAGAAUGACAUGCCCAUGGACAGCCAGUAUGCCGCCGUGCUGCAGGAAGAAUUUGCCGCCACCCAGGCGGCAAUCCACAGCCACAACAUGGCCGUCCGAGCCUUCGCAACCCAGACCACCCGGCCGCGCGCCCGCACGGCCGGCGUCUUGGAUACGCCAGGAAGCCGGAUAGUGGGAUCCUAUGUCAACAGCAACCCUGCCGCCGUCACCAACUCCAUGCCCCAGGCUGAGAUCCGCUUGCCGGAAGAGAAGGAGUACGAAGACAUCUCGCAGGCGGUCGCCGGCAUGAAUCUGGGACGGUCCAACAGCCGCAAUGCUGGCAACCAUCUGAACCCCGAAGAACAGGGCCUCGAUGGACCCACCAGCGCCCUUUGGCUCGGUGGCAUUCCCACGUCCACCACCACCUCUACCCUUACCGAAAUGUUCAAGUCUCACGGAUCGAUUGUCUCUGCUCGUGUGCUCACACAUAAGAACUGUGGGUUUGUCAACUUCGAGCGAGUCGAGAGCGCCGUUUCUGCCAAGGCCAGCAUGAAUGGCAAGGAGAUCUUCCCUGGCGCAGGUCCCAUCCGCAUCAACUUUGCAAAGCCCCCCUCUGCUUCCAACACUCCGGGACACGAUGGAGCCUUUCCUUCGCCCAGCCCCGAUCCUUUCGGCAAGACCCAAGAAGCCGGAAAGGGAGCCUCGGCCGCUGGGCCUGGAGACAGCGCCUCGACUGCUGCUGCAGCGCUCAACAGUACCACACCCACACUGCCCCCUCUGGGAGACAUGGUGAACGAUAUUCUCGAGAUUGUUGGCGAGUUCGGCGCCACCGAGGAGGAUCGGGCUCAGAUCUCGAAAAGCCUGCAGUCGGCGGUCCAGUACAACGACUACAAAGAGGAGAUCCCCCCUGUUCGAGAGCCAACCCACACACGGGUCCAUGACGCCCCCAAGCUCAGAGACAUUCGCAAGCGCAUCGACAACCAGAUGCUCUCGCAAGCAGAGAUUGAGAGCAUUGCCCUCGAGAUGCUUCCCGAGAUUGCCGAGCUUUCGUCCGAUUAUCUCGGCAACACGGUCGUCCAGAAGCUGUUCGACCACUCCUCAGACCAGAUGAGGGAUGCAAUGCUCGCCGAGAUUGCGCCGCACCUGGCCGAGAUUGGCAUUCACAAGAACGGCACAUGGGCCGCCCAGAAGAUCAUUGACGUUUGCAAGACGCCCAGUCAGCUCUCCCUCAUUGUAGAGAGCCUUCGGCCCUACACCGUCCCUCUCUUCCUCGACCAGUAUGGAAACUACGUCCUUCAGGGAUGUCUCAAGUUUGGUGCCCCUUACAACGACUUCAUCUUCGAGACCAUGCUCGCCCGCAUGUGGGAGAUCUCGCAGGGUCGCUAUGGCGCGCGAGCCAUGAGGGCCUGCCUGGAGAGCCACCACUCAACCAAGGAUCAGCAGAGAAUGCUGGCCGCGGCCAUUGCGCUGCACAGUGUUCAGCUGGCCACCAACGCAAACGGCGCUCUCCUUUUGACUUGGUUCCUGGACACCUGCACCUUUGCCAACCGUCGUCACGUUCUUUCCCCGCGGCUUAUCCCGUACUUGGUACCCUUGUGCACCCACAAGGUCGCCUACCUCACAGUGCUCAAGGUGAUCAACCAGAAGAACGAGACUGAGGCCCGGGACAACAUCCUGAAGCAUCUCUUCUUCUCCCCCAACGACCAGGUUCUCGAGGCUAUUCUCAGUGACCAGGCCUGCGGAGCCACGUUCAUCUUCAAGGUCCUCACGACACCCUUCUUCGAGGAGACUAUGCGGCUCGAAGUCACGGAGAACGUCAAAAACGUCCUGGUCAGGAUCAAGGCGCAGGCAAACCAAGGCUACAAGCGGCUCAUGGACGAGGUCGGCCUCUCCACCCGGACAGCUGGGCCCAACCGAGACGCCAGCACCCAUGCAGAGCAGCGACAGAGGCCAAACUCACGACAGGCCAACGGACACGGCCAGCAGGGUGGCCAGUCCAAUAAGGCGUUUUACAACGGCGCCCCUGGCGGUCCUCCGAACUUUGACGCCCAGCAGAGAGGCGACAAUGGCGACGUCGGGGCACCCCCAUACGCACCCUACAACCAAGGCAUGAUGUACAAUGGGCCCAACGGACCCAUGCCUACGGCAAUGGCCGUUCCGCAGCUCCAGUAUCCUCAGGGCAUGAUGAACCGCGGAAAUCCCCAAAUGGCCUAUCAAUACCAACCGAUGCAGCCCGCAUAUGGUGGCUACCCCGGCCAGCCUGUUGAUCAGUACCGCCAGCCCAACAUGCCCAACGGCGGGCCAAUGCAACAACCCGCUGGAGGCCAGCCACCUUACGCUCCACCCCCUGGUUUUGGCAUGGUUGGCGGAUAUGGCUACGGAGGAAACAUGGGAGGCAUGCAGCCCAACAUGGGAUAUAUGCAACAACAAGAGCAGGUCAAUGGUAGACGCGGCCGCGCACGUCCCUCCUCUUCAAAUCGACAGGGCCGCAACAACUACUAG